UUCAUAUCAGCUUGGAAAAACGGAGAGCAGAGGUUAUGUUACCAGUCACUCAUUAUUCAGUUGUCAAUUGCGUUGUUGAUUCAUUUCUGUAAAUGGAACAAAAUUUAAUUUUCAUUCAAUUACAUAAUGCAUGCAGAUGGGAAAACUCGUCCGUGUUAGGAGUGGACACUGGAGUAAGACAGACGACGACGUUUGGACAUUCAACCAAGAUCCUUCCGAAAUGGAGCAAUUUAUAAUUGCUUCUUCAAAUGAGGAGUUUGAGUCACUGAAGAAUCUAGUGCGAGAAGAGCUAUGCAUAGCACCUCAAACUCCAGUGGUUUUGUCGUAUCAACUACCACUCCAAAUGCUAAUGCCCUCUGAAUCAACCUCCGCACCUACUAGACUACUAUCUUCCGGAGACGUUGAGGUGAUGAUGAGUGUACACGAGUGGACUAACGAGGUUCAGAUUUAUGCAACUUCUGGAGCAGCCAAUGUUGCAAAGUUUCAGUUUCUCUUUAGAGAACCUUUCACCGUUGGUGAUACUACGUAUCUAAGUGGUGGAAUAACCGAGAAAGCCCACCUUGAACGCAUAUAUGAUAUGAUGGGCCGAGACGAGAUAUGCUGUAGUGCGCGUAUGCUCACAGAAAUUUUAACAGAAGACAAGUUAGUUCUUCUAUACCGAUUCUCCUUGGAGAUGGAAAAGGCGAGACAGAUGUUCGAGCAGACGACAACAGCUGUUGUUAACUUAGACCGUGAUGAUGUUCAAAUGGAUGAGAUCGAACGAGAGUUGUGCAGCAAAGGAAAAAAAAAACCCCCAGACUUCUGGUUAUUUCGACUUCCUUAGAACUGAGCUGCCAUCGACACCAGAUAGACAUCAACGGCCAAUAAAUGUGGAUAAAACAUACAACGAUGGAGACCCUGGUGCAACAUCUCUUCACUUCAACAACGGGGAAAAGAGUAGCAAUGCUGAAAUAGAUGAGUGGAUGAAUAUAAUAAAUCUUGAAUACGACGGCAGCGAAAGUGUAAACAGGUCAUGUUGUCCUAACAUAAUAAGCCUCUCGAAUGAUAUCACCAUGGAUAUUCCAAAUUUGGAGUUCCAUAAGAACAAUGUUGUUGAGGUUGGGGAGUCUUCAAUAGGGUCAAAGGGAGAAGAGAUAUAGGCGUACUACGAUGGACGGAAGAAUGAGUUCGCUAGUGGGCCCACAUGCCCAUAGAGCUCAUCGACAAGAUGUUGACGAAGGUACUAGCACCACCAAUCGUAACCGUCGCACUGAAGGAUCACAUGUACUCGUAGAUGCCUCUUCCGAAAUCAAUGGUUGCAAUGGUGCGUUCGGGUUGAUAAUAUAAUGAACAAUUAUGUUAAACCAUGUGUUUAAUAAGUUGUUUCUCCCGCUUUUGAAGAAUACAUUUUAUAAUAUGAUGAACAUAUCAACUCAUAUGUAAUAUGUGAUGUACGAAUAAAGAAUAACUG
Molecule: messenger RNA, 1450 nt
Organism: Raphanus sativus (radish)
Lineage: Eukaryota; Viridiplantae; Streptophyta; Magnoliopsida; Brassicales; Brassicaceae
Exons: 4
Coding region: 131-823 (230 amino acids)
Source: RefSeq, a predicted model, not a curated record